UUAGAACUUCAGUCACGUCUCUCAUAUUUGCCUGACAACAUGUCUUGUGCUCAUAGCUUCUACACUUUUCCUUUGUUUCUUUUGGUGUUAUCAACGGAAGGUGCUCUCUAUGGCAUCGGGUUGAACCGUUGCCAGUUUAGUUCCUACGAUGCUCACGAUGCUGUGUACCUGGAGCAGUACUACUUCAACAAGAUGUUGUUACUCCAGUACAACAGCACUUUGGGGAAAGCGAUUGGUUACACGGAGGAAACAAAAAAAAUUGCAGAUGAGCUCAACAGCCGACCAGCUUUUCUGAUAGAUGAGCUGUGGAAACUGGAGGUUUGCAAGAAAAAUGUCCCACAAGCUUAUAACAACCUCAUGCGGCCAGUCCAGCCCUACAUACGACUGACGUCGGCCAAGGAAACAAGCUACAAACAUCCAGGCAUGCUCGUCUGCAGUGUGUACGAUUUUUAUCCUAAACAAAUCACAGUGACGUGGCUGAGAAAUGGAAAAAAGGUUACUUCUGAUGUGUCGUCCACGGAUGAGCUGCCCAAUGGGAACUGGCUCUACCAGAUCCACUCCUAUCUGGAGUACACACCUACACCUGGAGAAAGGAUAUCCUGUAUGGUGGAGCACGCCAGCCUCAUGGAGCCCAAGGUUACUAACUGGGACCCAUUGCCUGAUUCAGCGGUGAAUAAGAUCUCUGUUGGGGCUGCAGGCCUGCUGCUGGGUCUGGUGUUUUCAGUUGGUGGGCUGAUUUACUACAAAAAGAAAUCUGCCGGGCGGACGUCGGUGCCAACGACUGAGGUUUUAUAUCCAGACGACACGCUUUAAGUCAGAGAUGCCUGUGGGAAGAGAAUACAACUGAAGCUACUGGACUGCUUGUCAUGUACAGUAGAUGCUUAAAUGUGUUUAGUUUAUUUUUAAAAAAUUCUGUGUACAGGAACACGUUUGUAAAUCAGUGACAGUUUAUUUGUAUAUUUGUAAUGGGCCAGUAUAUGGAGGAAGAGAUGGACAGAAGUUUUUUGUGUUUAUCUUUGAAACAUAAAGUAUCUGGAAAUCAAAAAAAAGACCUUGAUAAAAAAUAUUCUCAGUUUCCAGCAUCUUAAAGGCUUGUAUCUGUGUAUCUGUGCAUAAUAUGUAUAAACGAGGAACUGUGUGCCAACCUUCAAUGUAAGGACUUUAAAACAAUAAGUGUCAGACGUUGUUCUACUUCCCCCAAGUGGCCAAAAUGUGUCACAGCUUUUCACCAUUUUUUUUUUUUAACACACAAGAAAUUGAUGAAUGUACACAAAUCUCUGUUCCCAGCUUCAGUCAUGGUUUAGGCCACGACUGAUUGGUUCACAAAAGAUGCACAUCACAGCAUAGGAAAUACUGGCUCAGCUUUUCCUUUCUCCUCCUCCUUGUCCUCGAUGGUCUUAACGGCCUGUUGGACCUUCCCUUCUCCACUGAUACAAAAACUUCAAGCUGAUUUUACACAGGUUCAACACAAGAGAGACUGACUGGUAAUCAGUGUUUCUAGGUGGACAAAGAGUGUUAAAUGAGGAGAUCAUUGCACAACCUCAGAAUGAUCAAGUUGAGGAAACAUGAGGCUCAAGUUUUCAGGUCUGUGUGCGUAAAUGAUAAAAGUCUAAAUUAAAAAUGUAUGAUGAUAUUAAA
Molecule: messenger RNA, 1638 nt
Organism: Mugil cephalus (flathead mullet)
Lineage: Eukaryota; Metazoa; Chordata; Actinopteri; Mugiliformes; Mugilidae
Product: rano class II histocompatibility antigen, A beta chain-like
Exons: 6
Coding region: 40-813 (257 amino acids)
Biological process (GO): positive regulation of T cell activation; peptide antigen assembly with MHC class II protein complex; immunoglobulin production involved in immunoglobulin-mediated immune response
Cellular component (GO): MHC class II protein complex; membrane
Molecular function (GO): MHC class II protein complex binding
Source: RefSeq, a predicted model, not a curated record